Molecule: messenger RNA, 2249 nt
Organism: Hyla sarda
Lineage: Eukaryota; Metazoa; Chordata; Amphibia; Anura; Hylidae
Gene: NAPA
Product: NSF attachment protein alpha
Exons: 11
Coding region: 220-1107 (295 amino acids)
Biological process (GO): intracellular protein transport; synaptic transmission, glutamatergic; SNARE complex disassembly
Cellular component (GO): terminal bouton; synaptobrevin 2-SNAP-25-syntaxin-1a complex; vacuolar membrane
Molecular function (GO): soluble NSF attachment protein activity; syntaxin binding
Source: RefSeq, a predicted model, not a curated record
GAGCGGAAGUGACGUUGACUCAGAUCAGGUGAGCAGUGUGGGCGGAAGUAGCGCUGUGUCAGCGCCGGAGGCUGAGCCAUCCCCGUCACUGAGCUGUCUACAGGCUGAAAUCCCAUUAUUUCCCUCAUCUCUGGGACCUGCCUCUCCUCCCCGCCACCUGUUUAUCUCCCGUGAUCCUCGGCCUGCUCUGCUACAGCCAUCCCGCUGAUCCCCGCCGCUAUGGAUAACUCCGGGAAGGAGAAGGAGGCCAUGCAGCUGAUGGCCGAGGCCGAAAAGAAAAUAAAGUCAUCCCAGUCCUUCUUCUCCGGGCUGUUCGGGGGCUCAUCCAAGGUGGAAGAAGCUUGUGAACUCUAUGCUCGAGCAGCCAAUAUGUUCAAAAUGGUGAAGAAUUGGAGCGCUGCUGGCAAUGCUUUCUGCCAGGCGGCCCAGCUGCAUCUGCAGGUCCAGAGCAAGCAUGAUGCCGCCACCAACUUUGUGGAUGCUGGAAAUGCUUUUAAGAAGGCCGACCCUCAAGAGGCCAUAAACUGUCUUCUGCGGGCAAUCGAAAUCUACACGGACAUGGGAAGAUUCACCAUUGCAGCCAAACAUCAUAUAUCCAUAGCUGAGAUCUACGAGUCCGAGCUGGUGGACGUAGAGAAGGCAAUAGCCCACUAUGAGCAGGCAGCAGACUACUACAAGGGAGAGGAGUCUAACAGUUCUGCCAACAAAUGUCUUCUAAAAGUUGCCACUUACGCAGCCCAAUUGGAGCAAUACCCAAAAGCUGUAGAAAUCUAUGAGCAGGUUGGCACCAAUGCAAUGGACAGCCCUCUACUGAAGUACAGUGCCAAAGAGUAUUUCUUCAAAGCUGCCCUUUGCCAUUUCUGCAUUGAUAUGUUCAACGCUAAGCUCGCUGUCCAGAAAUACGAGGAGAUGUUCCCAGCGUUCUCCGAUUCCAGAGAGUGUAAACUUAUUAAGAAACUUCUUGAUGCUCAUGAAGAACAGAACGUGGACAACUAUACAGAUGCUGUCAAAGAGUUUGAUUCCAUCUCCCGUCUGGACCAGUGGCUAACCACAAUGCUAUUGCGCAUCAAGAAAACCAUUAAAGGAGAAGAGGAGGAUUUGCGUUAAUGGCCAUCUUUGUUCUCCUUCCCCAUUAGCCAGAGCCCACUUCAGGAAUUUUUAGGGUGGAAUGGGGGAACACUGCUAAUACCCAUUACAUAUUUGACAUAAACGUUUUACCGAGCACAAGAUCCUCUGUUUCUCCUAUUGACUCCUAUUUAGGGAUCAUCUGCUGACUACACAGACUGGAUGCAAGCUUCUUGUGUGGGUUCCAUUGAAGGCACCAUAAAUGAACUCUAUUCUAUACACAUGCAGGCUGCAGUCACUGUGUGUAGUCACCAGAGGGUCUUGAGAUCACAGAGCUAGUAUACAGUACCGCAGCUGUGUAUUGUGACUUUUUUUGCACGUUUUUAGCGACUAAGGUUAAUGCCUUAGUCAACUUAGGUGGGUUCCAUCCACCACUGUCACAACUUGACAGUAUAUUUGUGCAAUCCUUGCUUUUGGAGUGGAAAGCUCAGUCAUUGUACUAUUGCAUGGAUCAUGGCGGCAUGGAAUGGGGGGGGGGGGGGGAUGAGAAAACUUCUUGGAGUUGUUAUCCUGUACUCUAUAAUAUAUAAUUUACCUUUUUAAAGAUAUCCUUACUUGCAGCUCGACCAAAUAUUGGGGUUCUGUAUAUUUUAGUUAUAGGCCAAUGGCCAAGGCUAGGUGUGCCUAUAGGAAUAAGGUCAUUGCACCAUAAAACCUUUUUAUAGGCCUGUACAGAGUAUAUAAAAAGGGCAAAAAAUCUAUAAAUACAUAAUCAUAUAAAUCUAAUAACAGCUGCACACUAUAGACUUGGCACAACUCGUGAGAUUUGGGUCCAGAAACAAACAUUUUGACUUUCUUUGCUUUUAGUGAACGUAGCUGAUGUCUGCAUUUGAGGCUCUUGGUUGUGGGUGAUGCCAAGCUGGCUCUCCAAUACUGACUUGAAGGGCUCCAUUGGAAGAGAGGUGGCAUCACUUUACCCGCUGCAGCCAGCCCAGAGUGCUCAGUCAGUAUGCUGUGCAAUGGUUGUUCCUUUUUUCUUGCAUAGCGCUGUACACGUGCAUAUUUAUCUGCAUUCUCAAAGGCAGGUUUAUUUUUGUUCAUUUCUUUUGUCUUGUCUGUCGUCUUGUGAACCAUCUCAUAAAUAUUGCAGCUGAGCCCGUGUUAAAUAAAGCAAGUGGGAUGUA